Entelurus aequoreus (snake pipefish) is the source of this 1632-nucleotide messenger RNA. RefSeq names its product angiotensinogen (gene agt). Gene Ontology annotation, biological process: regulation of systemic arterial blood pressure by renin-angiotensin. Lineage: Eukaryota; Metazoa; Chordata; Actinopteri; Syngnathiformes; Syngnathidae. Bases 143 to 1498 code for a protein of 451 amino acids. The transcript is spliced from 7 exons. Gene Ontology annotation, molecular function: serine-type endopeptidase inhibitor activity. The record is from RefSeq and is a predicted model, not a curated record.
CAACACGUAUGAGGGGGACACUGGGAGGGUCGGUCAGAAGCAUCGAUCAAGUCCCGAGUGUUAAUGAGUAACUGGCAGCUUUAAAGUCCGGGAGGGAAGCGACGGGAGCUUCAUUCCGCAGCACCAAGCAAGGCACGUGAAAAUGCAGCCUGGUCCUCUGGUGCUCGUGCUCCUGUGCUGCUGCCUCUCAGGAGGCGGAGCCAACCGCGUCUACAUCCAUCCUUUCCAUCUCUUCGCCGCCGACAACGUCAGCUGCGAGACCCUCCAGAACCACACCUUCCAGCCCCUGGAGAGUGUUUCCGUGGCGCCUCUCGACAUGGCGGUCCUGACGCCGGACCAGCGGGGUCCGUCCGAGCGGGACAACGUGACGCAGGACGUGACGCAGAGGACGGCGGUGCUGGCGGAGCUGGUCAACUCCUUGGGUUUGAGGAUGUACCAGGCGCUCAGUGGCAAGCAGCCAGCAGCCAACACGCUCUUCUCACCUGUCAACACCUACGGCUCCCUCCUCACCUUUGACCUGGGGGCCUCCAAGAAGACUGCUCGCUCCUUCCAGGACCUCCUGGGCCUGAGCAGCGGCACGGACCGAGAGGACUGCGUCUCCCUGGUGGACGCAGGCAUGGUCCUGAAGACCCUCCACAGCAUCAACCAGCAGCUCCAACACCACAUCUCAGCCCAAGCCUGGCUCUUCACUCGGCCGCACGUGCGCCUGUCCCAGGACGUGGUCCAGGGCGCCAGCGACUUCUCCCACUCCUCUUUCGUCCGCGCCGUGGACUUCUCUGAGCGCGGGGAGCACCUGCAGCGGGUCAACACUUUUGUGGAGAACACCUCCAGCGGAAAGGUGAAGGAGGCCUUCAGAGACGUGGACGCCAACUUCGACCUUCUGUUCCUCACGUCCUUCCGCUUCCAGGGCAACUUCCAAUCCCACAAGACGUCCUUGCAGGAGUUCCACGUGGACCCGACGACCACCGUGAUGACGCCCAUGAUGACGCACGUCGGCCUCCACCACUACUUCCACGACACGAUGAGGCGGUGCACGGUCAUCAAACUGUCCCUGAGCGAGCGCUCCUACAUGUUGGUGGUGCUACCUGACCACGGCGUCAACCUCCACGACCUCCAAGCCAAGCUGCGCACCGACCUCAUCUCUUCAUGGAAAAUAAACCUCCAUCAGCGGUUGUUGGAGUUGUCCCUGCCAAAGUUGUCCAUGUCUUCAGUGAACGACGUCCGCCAUCUUUUAGGCAACAUGGACCCAGAAGUGGAGUCCAGACUUUUGGGCUCCCAGGCUGAGUUCAGCCAGCUGGCCAACUCUGACACCUUCACCCUGGACAAGGCCAUCAACGCCGUGUCCUUGGAGAUGUCGGAGGAAGAAGCGGCGCCGUGGGAGAAGAUGAAGGAAGACGGCCAGCAAGUGACCAUCAACAGACCCUUCUUCUUCUCCGUGAUGGACGCUGAUUGUGACGCCAUGUUCUUGUUGGGCAAAAUCAGCACACCCGCUUUGUGAAGAGUUCACUCUCCGUCCUUUUAGGAUCUUUGUCAGUAUUUAUGGAGAAGAUCUCAGCCUUCCUCUUCAUCACUUUGUACAUUAAGAGUUUAUUUUUGCUUCAUGACAACUUGGAAUAAAUGUUUCUCAAUCCA